Microsporum canis CBS 113480 is the source of this 1233-nucleotide messenger RNA. Its product is annotated as GTP cyclohydrolase-2. NCBI's taxonomy places the organism in Eukaryota, Fungi, Ascomycota, Eurotiomycetes, Onygenales, Arthrodermataceae. Gene Ontology annotation, biological process: riboflavin biosynthetic process. The transcript has 2 exons. The record is from RefSeq and is a predicted model, not a curated record. Gene Ontology annotation, molecular function: GTP cyclohydrolase II activity. Bases 1 to 1233 code for a protein of 410 amino acids.
AUGCCGUCGCCGUCCGCCCAAGCCUCUCCCUUCAUCGCUCCACGGCCCAUCCACCCUCACCAGCAGCAGCAGGUCGCUGAUUAUUCCCGGACACAGGGAGAGCCGUCCCGGAGGAUACCAGCGUCUUCAGAUGCCAGAGACAGCCAUGCCGGCUCGCACACAGCAGAGGAGGGCGGCAGACUCAGUGAUACCGACGACCACGCCUCCUCGACCCCCGCCUUGCCAUCCUCUAUAAUAUCUCCCGCCUUCACUCCUCCGUCCACUCCCGGAGGCGGCAGCGGCAGCACCAGCGUCUACCCUUCCAUUCUCUCUCCAAAGCCUAGAAUUGAGGCUAGACACACGCCCUCUAAGCCGCCGAGGCUGCUGCCGCAUCUUCCACAGGUAGAAUGCAUCGUUCGUGCUAGGAUACCGACCACCACCGGCGCAGAGAUGUUCCUGCACCUCUACCAGAACGACGCCGAUAACAAGGAACACCUAGCCAUUGUCUUUGGAAACUCAAUCCGCAGCCGCAGCCUGGACAGGGUUCGAGAGGGAGAGACAGAGAUGGACCGUAUGAUCAGGGGUGCAUACGUUGGCAGACUACGGCCAGGGCGGAUAAGCAGUCGAUACGACGAACUUGCAAACACGGGCGGCAGACCCGGGGAGCGCACAGAGACUCCGCCAGAAACUGCAGUACAGCCUCCGUCGCAGGCUCCGCUGGUCAGAAUACAUUCGGAAUGCUACACCGGGGAGACUGCAUGGUCGGCUCGGUGUGACUGCGGCGAGCAGCUAGACGAAGCCGCACGACUGAUGUCGGAACCCACGUCCACCGGCACCGAUGCCGGCUUCCAAGAGCCCGGCGGCGUGAUCGUCUAUCUGCGUCAGGAAGGGCGUGGCAUCGGCCUCGGUGAGAAACUCAAGGCAUACAACCUGCAGGAUCUUGGCUCGGACACCGUAGAAGCCAACCUGCUCCUCCGCCACCCUGCAGAUGCUCGCAGCUACGGUCUUGCAACCGCCAUACUCGUCGACCUGGGGCUGGGACAAGACUCGUCAGACCGUGGCAUCCGGCUGUUGACCAAUAAUCCGGAUAAAGUCGCUGCGGUGGAAGGCCCGAACCGAGAGAUUGCUGUCAAGGAGAGAGUGCCCAUGGUACCACUUGCGUGGAAAACAGGCGGUACCAAGGGAAUAAAGAGCGUAGAGAUUGAAGGAUACCUUCGGACGAAGAUUGGAAAGAUGGGCCAUAUGAUUGAAUAG